This is a messenger RNA of Anguilla anguilla (European eel), 2238 nucleotides long. RefSeq names its product sperm-tail PG-rich repeat containing 2 (gene stpg2). The coding region runs from base 262 to 1959 and encodes 565 amino acids. The transcript has 14 exons. The record is from RefSeq and is a predicted model, not a curated record. Lineage: Eukaryota; Metazoa; Chordata; Actinopteri; Anguilliformes; Anguillidae.
CAUUACAGCCGCCGCGAGCACGGCGUUCCAGCAAGAUAAACCUUAGGAGGACCUUAUCUGAUCUCUCUCUUUAAACAUAUACCCACUUUUUAUUACACUGGUAUCGUUUUUACUCUAAAGAAUAAUUUAAUAUCAGUAUUAAACAUCGACAAGUGUAUCACUGUCAGGUUUACAAAUUAUUGUUCAUUUUUAUUUAUUUAUGUUUUGUUGCGAGGUGUUUAUUUUACAUAGGUAGUUAAUAUAAAAUUUAAUAAUAAAAAAAUGUAUGCAAGAGCCCCUAGGGUUACCUACGUACUAACAGGAGGCACUGCAGCUAAUGUGGGACCAGGCUCCUAUGAGAUCAAUCAAAGGCAGGCUAACAAACCAGACUGCUAUGCUCCAUUCAUGUCGCUGGCCUGCAGAGAGACCAUUUUUCAAAUGUCUGAGAAUGACAUGGCAUCCCCUGGACCUGGGCAGUACGACACCAGCCCUGUGAAGAGUCGAAUUCUGGGCGGACAGAGCCUUCAGAAUCGGUCACGGCGUUUUGAGGACACGGUUUCGGAGAUCCCUGGGCCGGGAGCGUACGACGUCCUGCAGGACCGCCCCACAGAGGGCAACCGAACGGGGAGGAGGCCGGGCAAAAGGGGCGUGUCCAACCUGCUGAAGAGCCUGAGGCAGCCGGACAUCCCCUCCAUCCCGUCCCCAGGACAGGCCUUCGGAUACGAGGAGAGCGACCAGGGGAUCCUCCACCGGCAACCGCUGCCUCCCAAGGACGACACGCUGGGGCCGGCUUACUACUGCCCUCUGGUGGCCGAGAGCUCCUCCUCCCAGAAGUACAGAGGGGUGCAUUUUGGGAAGAUGACGGGGAGGCGGGGGGAGGCGCGGGUGUCCGAGGGCCCCGGACCGGGGGAGUACAGUCCUGAAGAGAAUCACGGCGUCCUCUACGAGAACGUCAAUGUGAAGAAGGAGUCCAGGAGCAGGGCCGAGCUCGUCCUGCCGCGCUACCCCGAGAUGCUGACGCUGCGGGAGGAGAAGAAGGGCGUCCCGGGUCCCGGGCAAUACAACAUCAAGAGCCAGUUUGAGAGGACGGGCAGCCGAAAAAAGGACCCCGCCGCCAACCCCCCCUUCCUCUUCCAGGCUCAGCGGUUCAUCCCAGUGAAGGAGGCGGCGCCCCCUGUUGGCCUGUACGAGGACCCGCGCUCGGCCUUGGACGCGCUGAAGAAGACCACGGGGCCGAAGAGGAGCCCCUUCGGCCAGACGGCCGUGCGCUUCGUUCCCCCGACCGGCAAAUCGCCCACGCCCGGUCCGGGGGCGUACAACGUGUUCGACUACGGCAUGGCCCAGGACAGCCUGAGGAGGGCGCUGCUGGAGAGGAACAAGAAGGGAGGGUUCGGGUCUCGAGCCCAGAGAAACCCCGCCUUCGUCAAGAGGGAGGAGGCGGAGCUCCCGGGGCCCGCGCAGUACCGGGUGGAGAAAACGCUGGAGGAGCCGUACAAGCAGAAGCACACGGCCGUGUUCAAGUCAGUGACAGAGAGGCUAACGAGCGCCCAGGCAGCGCAGGCCACCCCGCCCCCCAGCUGCUACAACGUACACGAGUCCUUUGAGAGAACGCGCGGCCGCACCUUCUACAUGCCUCCCAGGAACGAGGGAGCGAGGAAACGACAGAGCUGCUUCCUGAGCGCCGCCCCCCGACUCUCCUCUUUCCAGCCCCCGGACCCCGACAUCCCAGGUCCCGGCCAAUACAGCCCUGCUGUCAAGUCCAGUCCUAAGAUGGCGCUGAUCGUGUCCCAGGAGGACCGCUUCAAAGAGCCGAAGGAUAUAGCGCCCAGCCCGGCCACGUACGAGCUGAGCCCAGCGAUCAUGGACACCGUCCUGAAGGGAACCUUCAACGUGACCCUGGACAACCCCCUGGCCGCACGCCCUCAUGCCCCGCCCCUGCAGAGCACAGCCCAGCCUGCUCUCGCUCUCACCAGCGCUUAAGGUCAAAGGUCAAAGGCAUCUGGAUGGAAAUUUAGGAAUUUGAAGACUGGAAAUUUUCUUUGUUCAUCACUUGUAUUUUCUCUGCUAUCACGGUUUCGAUUUUUUUUUUUUUCAACGUUCAAGCACAACGGAUACUCUCAAGGCCAAAAAGACGAAAUCCUCGUCAGGUUACAGAGAGGGGCGUCGGCCUUUUCCUAAUCACGUAAACGCUCUUAAGAAGACAAUGCUUUAUGGGCAGUUCAGUCCCGUCCCUCCCACUUCCCCCCCAUCCCCUUAACC